GGGUAUUACAGGCAAGCCGACCGGGCCCUCAUCAGCCGCUGUUCGCCCAGUGCUGCUUUCGCCUGAAGCGCUGCACGACCUGCACAUUCAGCCUGGCCAGCUAGAUAGACACGACGACCACAAAGUCUGGUCCCAUGUGGACAUUAGUCCUACUUCUUCCUAUUGCUGCGGUCCUCUCGGCGCCGGUCAAUCUACCUCAAACCAUCACAUGUCCUGACAACAACAUCUUCGUCUACGUAAAUGGCUCUGCCCAUGACAGGACACCAUAUAUUUUUGUAGAGCUCAAUGCGACAGACUUGCACGACUGCAUUCACAAGUGCUUUGGGAAUCAGUUCUGCUACUCAUUGAAGUAUGAAAGCACCGCCGUCGAGCCGUGCUCGCUCUAUUACUUCGCCGCUUAUAACUGUUCCGGCCAAAAAUUGGUCAAAGCAAAAGAGGUACAGUACCGCGGUGGUGCCAUUACCAUCGACUGCCUCAGAUGUCCAGCGAACGGCGAUUUUGUGACUGCUCCUCCGUUCGACAGUUUUACGGAGCAAACCAUUGUGGCUAAGGACGCAGCAGGGAAUCCGAUCCUCUCGAAACCUCUUGACAAGGUGGUCACCGACAACAUCGAGUUGAAGCUCGCACCUGGAAAUUUGGUCCCAGUCAGCACAACGGAAGAGCCCAAAGAAGAAUCCACGGCAACUGAAGCAGGGAAAGAGAAUGAAUCAACAACAUCAGCCAGCACAACCACAGCAGUUAUAACAGCGGAAUCUCGAAAAAUGGUUGCAGAAAGAAAAUGCUCGGGAAGCUUGAAAUACCGCAUCCAAACCGAUAUAGAUAGGGAAACUGUCCAACUGCUGUUGAAUGAAACUACAGUAGAAUCAGGAAACGAAUGCGCUCAACUGUGUUAUGACCUCAAGUGUGGGUUUGCUUACUACAAACCUUCGGAGAAAACGUGCCGCUUCACAUCGAACACCGAAGACGUCGUGGACGGAUCCUCUUGCGAUGAGGCCUCAGAGCAUAACGUUCCAGAAGAAGAAGCUGUAAUUACGUGCAUUUCUUGCGACAUCGAAGCAUCCCCAGCCCAAAAUAUUCCACAUAAAGGUGAAGAAUCUCCGCCACGCAUUGACUUCUCCGUCGACGCGUCUCCAUCUCCUCCAACUAUCAUCCUUCCCGCUAUUACUACUUACCCAGCAUGCAUUAUAAACUUCCAAUUAGAUGAGGAGGCAGAUACGCUGUCUUUUAAGCAUUAUGAAGUGAAGAAAGUGAAGAGUGUGAACGAGUGUGCACGAAUUUGCUUCCGCGGAGGCUGCUCCACGGCGGUGUACUCGCCGCAGAGCCUCGAGUGCCGACUGGGAAGCGAGCUCAAAGAGACCUGCACGAAUGCCCCGUCCACCAUUCGUUACCUUAAGCAAUCUGACGUCAAAAUACAGUGCUUCCGUUGCAGUUCACCGAAGCACUUCGCCAAGGAGAUCGAAGAGCAACAGGCUGGCACAACCGCUCCGGCGAUCUCACAUCAGGAGGAUCAGCAGGCUGUUAGCCAGGGCGUCGAUGAAGCCCCUCCGACACCUCGACCAACAAGCACGGAGAAUCCAACGGGGGCAAGCACUCCUGACCAGCAACCUAUCGAACAAAAAUUGAACAUCUCCGACGAACAGGCUCCAUUUGGCAAAAACUGCAUAAUCAAGUUCCAAGCUCGACCCUUAUCGAAGCGUCCAGCUGAGCUCAAUGCACCAUUUGAGCUCGAUCUGAACGUUGACUCUGUGGAACUUUGCGCCACUCGUUGCUACCAGGAUGGGUGCAGCGGGGCAAGAUAUGAUCCAAGCAACGGUACUUGUUCUCUUGCCUAUAAUGACAAGCAUUUCUGUGCAAAGGAACCAACGGUGCUUCAUUACAAAGCCGACGAAGUAACUUGGAUUCAUUGCGUUAACUGCUAUUCCGAUAAGGAUCUGGCUGGUUCUUCUAAGGAACCCGCUACCAAAACUCCCACCUCGAUAAUUCCUGUAGUGCUGCCUGGUGGCACCACAACAGAGAAGGCAAUUACCACCGAGACAGCUACAUCAGGCCCAGAAGAGAGCGGUACCACACAGCCGUCAUCGAAGGAAGGCUCAGAAGAAACGACAGCCAAGACUACCACUUCUGGGACAGAGGCCACAGAAGCAGCAUCGAGCGAAGGUCCGGAGGAAAAGCCAAAAUCUACCUCUGCUCCUGAAUCUACUCCAUCCAAGGAAGGGGAAACCUCACAGACAGGAGCUACUUCCACGCACAAGCCUGUUUCAUCGAAAGAUUUCCUAAGAGGUUGCUUGAUAAAAUUCCAAGCGAGGCCCAUUGAAGAUCGUCCGUCACAUCUAAAAGCCGAAUUUGAGAUUUCUCUUACGGUGGACUCAGUGGAAUUAUGCGCAACGCGGUGCUAUCAGGAUGGUUGCACCGGUGCCAAGUACGAUCCUGAAGCGAAGUCGUGUGCGCUCUCGUACAAUGACAAAAAUUUCUGCACCAGUGAAGAAGUUCGAAUUCACUACGAUGCCAAAAACGUUACCUGGGUACAUUGCGUCAACUGCUAUAGCAUAAAAGAUUCUGAUCGAGUGGAACUGGCUGAACAGCAAGAAGCUGCUCCUGAGCAUGUACCUGUCGACGAAGGUGGUGAGAAGCUGCCUGCUGCCGUUGAAGGAUCCACGACUGCAAUUCCUGAAGAAAUUGAACCCAGACAAAUGCUGAAGAACCGCACCCGAACAGGAGCUACUCCUCACUUCCAGAAAAAGUGCGCCGUAAAAUUCCAAGCAAGACCGUACUCGAAACGGCCUGCAGAGUCCAAAGCGCCAUUUGAAAUUGAAAUUCCUGUCAAUUCCAUUGAGCUUUGUGCAACGCGUUGUUAUCAGGAUGGUUGCACCGGAGCCAAAUACGACCCCAAAUCCAAAUCCUGCGCGCUCUCCUACGCUGAUAAACAUUUCUGUGAAGAAGACAGUGAAGUUGUCCUCCAGUACGAUGCCAAAGAACCGACUUGGAUCUACUGCGUCAACUGCUAUAGCGUGAAGCCACGGCCGACGGGAGCAGGACCCGAGGAACAGAAUGUUACCGAACCCGUAGCUGAAAGCACCGCAUCGCCUUCGGAAACCAGAGCCGAAAGCGAAACCAGCCAAACCAGUGGCACCGCAGUGCCGGUGCUGCCAGGUGCCACCACUGCGGAAAGUGUGGGCAGUUCCGAAGGGGCUACCACAAGCGAAGAAGGAAGCAGCACCGCACACCCGUCGUCUACGGAAAGUCCGCGGGAGCCAGAAACAACACAGAACGUAACGGCCUUGUCAGACGACGAGUUAAGAAACUUAUUAGACAAAGGAUGUGUUGUGACUUUCCAAAUAGUCGAAUUAGAAGAGCGUCCACCUGAGUUCACAGCCAGUUUCGACCCAUCUUUCGAAACAGAAACGGCAGAGAUCUGUGCUUAUCGAUGCUAUCAGGAUGGCUGCACUGGCGCAAAAUACGAUCCGGCUACACGUGAGUGUGCCUUGUCAUACAAUGACAGAGCUCUGUGCUCGAAUGCAAAACUCGUGCAAGUGGCUCGUCCUCAACAGCCGGUUUUCAUGCACUGUUUCAGCUGUGUGCCACACUUGAUGUUGCCAAACAUGACCAGACCCGGUCCAUUUUCGGAAAGCAUCGACAACGCGCCAGGCACUGAAGAAAAACCAGUGACUGCGACAGCCCAGUCUACUCAAGCGGUUGAGAGUACAACACCACCUUCGGAGGCAGAGUCAUCCACUCCCCUUGGUGCGACCGGGACCGGCGCAACGACAUCUCCUAUCGCAGAAGCCGCUGUGACGGAAGCUAGUGGAGAAGAAGCCGCAACAAGACCCAGCGAAUCGACGACCCCUCAGGAGGAAGCAAGUGGAGAAGAACCUCUUGAAAAAACAACACCUGCCGGAAGUACACCCGAACUAUCCAGCACUCCUGCCGAGUCCGAGUCCACAGCAACUCCACAAAGCUCUACCCUAACAGUCGCGGUAGUAUUUGUCCCUGUCGAGGGCGCUACUACGGCAGCACCAGGAAGCAGUGAAGGUACUACUGAACAACAAUCAUCAACCAUAACUCGAGAAGAAGCCAGCGGAGAAGAGCCAUCAGAGAAGAGCACAACGCCUAGAAUAGAAGCAAGUAUAGACGAGGUCGGUAGUACUGAAAGCACAGCAGUAAGUACAACAACAACCGGUAAUAUUGCCACUGAAGAGACUAUAGCACCUAAAGUGUUUGUGAAGUUAGAGGGUAGUGUAACGGAACCAAGUCUUGGUGAGACCACAGCGGAAGAAGGGACGACUUCGUCACCUGAAGAAGCUAGUGGAGAGGAGCCCGCCGUCAAAAGUACAACUCCCGGAGAACAAGUGGGCUUAGGCGGAAGUACUACUGUUCCUUCAGGCGAUCACAGCACGAUAGAAGGCGCACCAACGAUCAUAGCUGUGACUGAGCAAAGCACGACUGCAAGUUCAGCGCAUUCACUUGCUUCUGAAAGCACUCCAGAGGCCACAGCAAGUGGUGCGAGAACUGACCUCACGACGCCCGCGUCAACGCUUAGUGACGGGCCUACCUCUGCCACCACUUCUCCGCCAAUGGAGGGAUUCGUGACGGAAGCAAGUGGAGAAGAAGCCACAACCGAAAAGAGCGAGCCAACGACAACACAUGAGGAAUCCAGCGGAGAAGAGCCCCUCGACAAGAAUGCAGUUCCUGGAGUGCAAGCAAGUAUAGAUGAAAAUGCUACUGUCCAAGUGACCGCCGAAAGCACCCCGAUAGGUUCAAGUACGACUGCUUCAACGUCCGAGACUACAACAUCACCCACGCAAGGUACUACUUUGGUACCUAUAGUAUUCGCCCCCGCGGAAGGCUCCACGACGCAAGCGAGCACAGAACAAACCACUACUGAGGAGUUUUCGACUAUAACACCUAAGGAAGGAGCCAGUGGAGAAGAGCCACUAGACAAGAGCGCGCUUCCAACGGUACAAGCAAGUCUUGAUGAGACUACCACUGAGCCAGCCGUGAGCACACCUGAAUCAUUAGCCACAACCACGGGCGCUGCCUCCCCAACGACUCCUUCUGCCACCGAGGAGAGUCAUGCGACUACUCCCGCGGUGGAGAGUUUCGUAACAGAGGCAAGUGGAGAACAGUCUACUACGGAGAAGAGCGAGACAACAGCCACCACUUCUCCCGAGGAGGCUAGCGGUGAAGAGCCAAUUGACAAGACCGCAGUCGGUGAAGUGCUAUCUGGCUCGGAGACGACUACUGCUGUUCUUGCUGAAAAUACGUCAGAAGGUUCUACCACGGCUGUCCCAGGAUCAAGCCCGGAAACAACUCCGCAGGGGAUAACCAUUGCACCAGUAGCAUUCAUACCUGUGAAAGCUACGACGGAAGCAAGCACCGAACAGACUGCAACACAGAAGGAAUCGACUACAUCAUCACCCGAAGAAGCCAGUGGAGAAGGACCUCUUGAUAAAAACGCGAUUCCAGUGGUACAGGCAAAUCUAGAUGAGACCACUACUGCCGUUGCUGUCGAGGGCACACCGGAAACUUCGCCAACGACUGCUUUAGGGCCUUCUAGCAGCGAGAUGACCACUGCAGCCAUCUCCUCACCUGCAGAGGCCUUUGUGACGGAAGCAAGUGGUGAAGAAUCUAAGGCAGAAACCAGCACUGUUGCUAUACCUCCUAUAAUACCAGUGGUGAGCACAACGACUUCAGCUGCAGAGACCAGCGGAGAAGAGCCAGCAUCAUCGACAAAUGCUGGACUCGGAGAGGAAAUAUCUGUGCCAACAGAGGCAACAACAGGUCAUACUACUGUAUCGACUACCCCUGGCGAGGAAGCUAGCGGUGAAGAGCCGCUUGACAAAAAUGCGGUCCCCAAAGUAGCAGCUAGCAUAGAUGAAACCCCAUCUAGUACUGUUGGAAACAAAGAGGAGGGUUCAACGACGGUUGCUCCAGGAGGUGAAACUACGACUACCAGACGCGAUGUCGUAACAGUGGCACCAAUAGUCUUCAUACCUGUGCCUGCCGCUACAACGGCAGGUAGUGAACGAACAACCAGCGCAGAAGAGUCGUCGACAACACCUAGUGAAGAAGCCAGCGGUGAGGAGCCGCUUAGCAAGAGCGUGAGUGAAGCUACGACUGUUUCCGCCGAAUUUACAUCAGCUACGUCUUCUACAACGGCCUCAGCUUCUGGCACGCAAGAUCAACUCUCAACUACUGCGCCCUCACCUGUUGAGGGCUCCGGAUUAGAAGCAAGUGGAGAGACAACCAUGGAAGCUGCUGGAAUUUCUGCUACAACGCCUCUAACCACUGAAGAGACUCUAGCUCCCAAGGUGUUCCUGACCGAAACCGCUACAGAGCCUGCAAGAGAUCAAACUGCAACUGAGAAGUCGACAGUAACUACAUCAUCACCAGAAGAAGCCAGUGGAGAAGAACCUCUUGACAAAAAUGCGAUUCCUAAAGUGGCAGCGAGUAUCGACGAAGUGCCCACCACUACCGAACAUACAGCCGAAACAGUAACAGUCACUCUAGCUAUUGCGACAUCUCCUCUACCGUCAAGCCCAGAGGGAGAAGAAGCCACCUCUUCUCCACCGGCAGAGACUACGGCCUCAGCAGCCAGCAGUGAACAAACCACAAAGCUUCCAACGACUUCAUCACCCGAGGAAGCUAGUGGUGAGGAACCUCUCGACAAAAGCGCUAUUCCUGGUGUACAAGCCAGUCCUGAUGAAGCAGGUAGUACCUCUGCCACACCUGAAACUUCAACUGGGCAAACUGAACUUAGUUCUACCGGCCAUAGCACUGAAGAAACUCUAGCACCCGCAGUGUCUGUAAUUGUGGAGAGUACCGUGACAGAACCCGGACAGUCUACUACAGCGAAGUCCGUGACAACUUCGUCACCUGAGGAAGCCAGCGGAGAAGAACCUCUCGACAAAAAUGCAGCGCCUGACGUGCAAGCGAGUUUAGAUGAGACUACCACUGCCUCUGAUGUGACAACUUCGAGUUCUGGCACGGAGUCAACUUCUGCUCCCAGCACUGCCAAAGCCAUUGUUCCGGUAAUCCUUCUCCCUGAGGGAAGCAAACCACCCACAAGCAGCGAACCUACUACAGGAGAGCAAACAACAACUCCCUCCGAAGAAGCUAGUGGAGAACAACCUCUUGAUAAGAAUGCUUUGCCGCAGAAGGAAGGCCAGGAAAUGAGCACCACUACCGAGGGCACAGGUGGUACGGCAGCAACCACAUCUGGUACAGGCGGUGGUGAGGUUGAUGUCCCAACAACUUCCGUGCCUGUACAAGGCUCGGUGACAAGCGGUGAGUCAACAACUACAGCACCUCUGGAGAGCAGUGGUGAAGAACCAGACAAGAGCGCAGCCGUGACAGAAUUCACUAGAGUACAAGGAACAACUACGCCAUCUGAAGAGAGCAGCGGAGAAGAACCGGUUAUUAGCAAUAUUCUACCCAAAGUUGCAGCAAGCAUUGAUGAAGGUACAACCAAAGUCUUUUCAACAGAUGAGCCAGGCAAGGCGUCCACGGAGCCUUCAACUGAGGCUGGAACUGAACAUUCGGGCGAAGAACCAACAACAGGACAACCAUCUUCGGAGCAAUCCACAACGACUGGAGAGCAUGAAGCAACGACACCUGCAGAAGCUACAGCAGAAACUAGCACUGUCUCGAUUCCUCCUAUCAUCCCAGUCGUUGGAACCAGUGUGUCACCUUCCACUUCUAACAUAGAAGAAGGGAGGUCUAGCACUGUCGCCGUUCAUCCAAUAAUUCCAGUGAUUGGAGAGCGUGAGAACGAAUCAACAACUCCAGCUGAGGAGGCUAGUGGAGAAGAGCCAGCUGUAAGCAAGACACCAAGUGCUGAAGAGAGUGCCAAUGAAAGCACCAGUACAACGCCAUCCACAACCGUUUCAUCUGCCAACCAAGAAGAAAUUUUCGUUCCUACUGGAGCAGCUGGAGACCAUACCACUUCACCGCCCUCAGAAGAAGGUAGUGGAGAGGAACCGUUAGAAUCCAACAAGGUUCCUAAAGUUGAAGCGAGUAUGGAUGAGGAAGUCCAUAGCACACCCACAUCUGAGUCAACUACAGGGGGUCCCACAACGACACUUGUCUUCAUACUACCUGGCGGUGCUGUGACGGAAAAAAGUGGCACGACUACGCCUGCGAUAGAGGCUAGUGGGGAGGAUCCUCACCACAUACCUAAGAUCGAACCUAAUAUAAAUGAAAUUACAAGCACAGCUCCAUCUUCAACUCUUGGAUCGCAUGAAUCUAGCACUGGUUCCUCAACCACGGUUGCCUCCGAAGGCGAUCACAGCACAGUUGGAGCCUUUAUUUUGGGAAGUGACCAAACGCGCGAAACAACGGUUGCUCCUCUAGAAAGUUCUAUGACGGAACAGCCCGGUAAAGAGACAACACCUACCAACGAAGUAAGCACAUCGCCGUCAACUGAAGGCAGCGGUGAGGAAAGCGUUGAAGGAAGCACUCCUAGAGUGGACUUUAGUAUCGAUGACAGUAAGCCUAUCGUCAGGGUCAUUCCGGGAGUGAUAGUUUCGAUCGAACGAAUCACGGAGGCAUCACCAGCAAAUACAACUCACUCUCAAACAGCACUCACCACUGCCCCCGCUCCUACUACCGGAGAUGAAAAUGAGGCCACUAGCUCUACAUCGGAGCCGCAAACGACAACGUCGGAGACGGAAGCGAGCGGAGAAGAACUGCUUAGUAGCACUAAUUUGCCCAAAGUGGAAGCUAAAGUAGAUGAGGGAGCAAUUGACGUGCCGUCAACAGAAGCCAGCAAGACACCAGAGGAGACUCCAAGUACGUCACCAGCAACUUCCUCUCCUGAAAGUCCAGAAGGUAAAGGUAGCACUGUUGCUCUUCCUCCAGUGAUUCCAGUGAUAGGAGUGAGCGGUUCAACUUCUACUCCUUCAGGAGUGGAAGAAGGCGGAACCAGCACUGUUGAAAUUGCUCCUCUCAUUCCAGCAACUCCUGUAACAGGAGAAGGCGAAACUAGCACUGCCGCUAUGCCUCCCAUAAUACCAGUGGGAAGCACAACGACCCCAGCUGAAGAGACCAGCGGAGAGCCAACUUCAUCAACAAAUGCUGGACUUGGAGACGAAAUUUCUGUGCCCGAAGGGGCACAACCUCAUACUACUUCAUCACCGGAGUCCACUUCAACUAACACUGAAGAAGCUAGCGGAGAGAGCCCGCUUGAAAGCAAUAUCGUACCUAAAGUACAAGCAAGUUUGGACGAUGGCACGGGGUCGGCCAAUUCACCCGACAAGGCCACAGAGGGCCCAGCGAGCACAUUGCAUAGCACCAGUCCUCCUUUGGGCCAUCCACAUCUUCUAUUUGGUCCAUCAACAACAUCUACUAGUGUCUCCGCUCAUCUCAAUGUGCAUGCGACGGAACCGGCAGAGAGCUCAACACCGCUGAACGAAGCCAGCGGAGAGGAGCCUUCUGAGCGACAAAACGUUCCCGAGACAGAAACAAGUCCUAAAGGCUCUAGCACAGUUUCACCAUCCACUGAAGCGGAGGAAGCGGAGGUAUCAACCACCGCUGCUCCAUCAAGCGAUCACAGCACGCAAGAAGCCGUAUCAACGCUCCUGGCUGUGUCUGAGCAAAGUACGGCGGCAACCUCGUCGCAACCAGGAGCUGCUGUAACAGAAGAAGCAGGCGAGAAGACAACACCACAAGCCGAAGAAACUACGACGUCUUCAGUCGAAGGAAGCGGAGAGGAAGAAGUCACUGUUACAACUCCGAAAUUAGAUUCAAGCACUGAUGAGACGAGGUCUAAUGUGCGAAUUGUGCCGGCACUGGUAGUUUCUGUACAACGAACCACGGAAGUGCCAGAAAGUACUGGAAGUGAGCUCUCAUCUCAUCCUACAUCAACUACGUCGUCGUCAGUCGAAGGAAGUGGUGAGGAAAGCGAAUCAGGCAAAGCACCGAUUGUGGAAGCAAGCGUUGAUGAUAGCAAGACUACCGUAACUACCACAGAACCAUCUGAAAAAUCUACUAGACCAACUUCUGAGACGGCCUUAGGAGGGGAAGGCGGUGAAAGUUCGAGCACAAUGCCAACUACCACAAUCUCUUCUGCCGACCAGGAAGAAAUCUUCGUUCCUACUGGAGCGGUUGGAGACCACACAACCAUGCCACCGACGGAGGAAGGCAGUGGAGAGACACCAAUAGAGAGUAACAUAGCACCUAAACUAGAAGCUAGCCAUGAUGGAGAAACUAGCACUGAAUCUGCUAGCACAGGACACGCCUCUACGCCAUCUGAGCCAUUAGUAUUUCUGACCGAUAGCCCUGAUGGAAAAACCAUUACUGAGUCCACAGCACACUCCUCUACGCCAUCUGAGCCAUUAGAGUUUAUAACCGAUAAGCCCGAUGGAAAAGGCAGUACUGAAACUUCUGUGUUUAUCACGGAUAGUCCUAACGUGGAGUCGCACUCAACGACCAGGCCAUCUGAUGCUGAAAGUCCCGCUUUAUCGCACCCACUUGAUUCCUCAUUUGUACAUGACGUAACCCCGUCUACUUCUGAAGAUCUGAUCAAUCGUACCUUGCUCGAGCCUCACAAAACUAGUCUACCUAUAAAUGUUGGCUUCGUUCCUGGUUCCGAACCAGAUACAUUCACAGAAAGCGAAGAAGAGGAAGAGGAGUCUGAAAACACGGAACUGACAACUCAGCCAGACUAUGAGGAUGCAGUGGCAUCGAAGAAAUCGGAAUCGACGAGCGUCGCAACUUCUACCACAGCGGAAAUGAGCACUACAACCGAGCCUCCCGUUCAAGCCGUUCAAGAUUUAAUCGACGCUCUGGCUGCUGGUGGCCUCAAUGCUGUUCUUGGUCCUCCACGGCAAACGCAACUCAUAGAAAAUGUUAACAGCAAAUUAGGUGAUUUGAAGAAAUAUUUGCACAAACCGUUAGAGCAAAAACAAGAUUGCCCAUCUCGAAGACUGCGAUUCGUGGCCUCCGAGCUCACCGAUCUCUCGACGAGAUUCAGCGCCGACGCCGCGGUGUACUCGCUGCAGCACUGCGCAAGGAUGUGCUACGAGACGGGCUGCACGCUGGCGGCCUUCACGCGGUUCCCGCGUCCGGUCUGCCUGAUGCGCUACGGCAACAGCACGACCGCGUGCGACUCGGGCGCCAAACGCACCUCGUUCUGGUCGUUCGCCUCCGUCCAGCAAGUCGUCAAGCUGGAAUGCAUCGAGUGUGAGAAAAAUUCGGAAUUCAUAACUCAAAAAGAGCAGAUAGAUAUUACGAAUCUCAAGAAUGGAUUCAGCACGGAUGAUCUCAAUACCGUCGUUCCUGCACAUGAAGGAUUGAGCUCAAAAUGCGAUGGACGCUUGGAGUUCCAAACACUGCCAGUAGGUAGCCUUCCUCGUCUGAAUAUCACAAACGAUGUUCCCGCCCGUACACCCGCGGACUGCGCCAAGAAAUGCUUCGAAGCGGGAGGCUGUUCGACAGCCGGGUUCAUCGCUAGUCCUACCGGAAAUAUUUCACAUGGUGUUUGUUUACUGACAUCUGACACGAAUGUUUGUGGAAACAAUGCUGACUACGUACCACAACACGCAGCCCUCAACCCCUUCGUUAUUUCUUGCAUCAAAUGCACCCCGUGUACAUACAACAUCCGAAGCGUGACGCCGGAUCGGGUUCUGCCGGAGUUCAACCAUGCCGAGAGCGUGUCCUCCAUUGGCGAGUGUGCCCGAGCGUGCUACGCCAGACGAUGCACCAUUGCCCAGUACAGUAGUCAACAGAAAUCGUGUAUGAUGACUUCCGAGCCAAUGGAUUCACAAUGCGCUCGAGAGGUGGCGGUAGUGACCGAAGGCGUUCUGCCGGUGACUCUCGAAUGCGUCAGCUGCUCAUCAUAGCCAGCCUUUCUCCAAUUCAUCACCUCAUAUCGUGCCUUAUUCGCUCAUUUUGCCUCCUGUUGCCAGCACUAGCCAUGUCUAACUUCGUGGUAUAACUCUCUCUUAUAUAUUUUCUUAACACUGCCCAUCACUAGCUCGCUAGUCGUGUAUACAUAAUUGGGGAUGUAUGAUUAAUAAGAAGUCUACGACAAAGGACGAAGGCUACCUUGGUCGAGACGUCUCGCGGUAUCUACCCUCCGAAAACGAGUUGCUUUCUGUUUUGUUAUAUGUAUCUUAUAUUUUCUGAGCGACGUGCUUGGUUUUCUUUUCCUAAUAUGUUGCCCGUUGAUACAAUCCAGGUUUCUUUAUUAAUGCGAGUUAUAUUUACUCAGAUAAAACCUUCUAAAAUA
Cylicocyclus nassatus is the source of this 12226-nucleotide messenger RNA. The record is from the annotation of a GenBank genome assembly. NCBI's taxonomy places the organism in Eukaryota, Metazoa, Nematoda, Chromadorea, Rhabditida, Strongylidae.